This is a messenger RNA of Neogale vison (American mink), 5870 nucleotides long. It is a transcript of the gene BNIP2, whose product is annotated as BCL2 interacting protein 2. NCBI's taxonomy places the organism in Eukaryota, Metazoa, Chordata, Mammalia, Carnivora, Mustelidae. The coding region runs from base 236 to 1207 and encodes 323 amino acids. The transcript is spliced from 11 exons. Gene Ontology annotation, biological process: apoptotic process. The record is from RefSeq and is a predicted model, not a curated record. Gene Ontology annotation, cellular component: cytoplasm.
UCUGCAUCCGGGUCAGCUGCUGCCGCAGCAGCUGUAGACUGGGGACUGGGCCCGGGUCUCCGCUGCUGUCCGAGGGGAGCGGGCUCCUCUCGACGCUAUCUCCUACGCCCUGGCCGUCAGUCCCACGUCGCCGGCCUGGAGGGGCGAAGAAGACGAGGGAGCCAAGGCUUCCUGCGGGGGCAUUGGCUCUCCGGAUUAUCAGGAGUUUGUAGUUGAUAUUGAAUCUAAGCUGAGGAUGGAAGGUGUGGAACUUAAAGAAGAAUGGCAAGAUGAAGAUUUUCCAAUACCUUUACCAGAGGAUGAUAGUAUGGAAGCAGAUGUAUUAGCUGUAAGUGGACCAGAGAACCAGCCUGAAGUUAAUGGAAAUAAAGUAAGAAAGAAACUCAUGGCUCCAGAUAUUAGCCUGACCCUGGAUCCUAGCGAUGGCUCUGUGCUGUCAGAUGAUUUGGAUGAAAGUGGGGAGAUUGACUUAGAUGGCUUAGACACGCCAUCAGAAAACAGUAAUGAAUUUGAGUGGGAAGAUGAUCUUCCAAAACCCAAAACUACUGAAGUUAUUAGGAAAGGCUCGAUUACUGAGUACACAACAGCAGAGGAAAAAGAAGAUGGACGACGCUGGCGUAUGUUCCGAAUUGGAGAACAGGACCACAGGGUUGAUAUGAAGGCAAUUGAACCCUAUAAGAAGGUUAUCAGCCAUGGAGGAUAUUACGGGGAUGGAUUAAAUGCCAUUGUUGUGUUUGCUGUCUGUUUUAUGCCCGAAAGUGGUCAGCCUAACUAUAGAUAUCUGAUGGACAAUCUCUUUAAGUAUGUUAUUGGCACUUUGGAGCUAUUAGUAGCAGAAAACUACAUGAUAGUUUAUUUAAAUGGUGCUACAACUCGAAGGAAAAUGCCCAGUCUGGGAUGGCUCAGGAAAUGCUAUCAGCAAAUUGAUAGAAGGUUACGGAAAAACCUAAAAUCACUAAUCAUUGUACAUCCCUCAUGGUUUAUCAGAACACUUCUAGCUGUCACAAGACCCUUUAUUAGCUCAAAAUUCAGCCAAAAAAUUAGAUACGUCUUUAAUUUGGCAGAACUAGCGGAACUUGUCCCCAUGGAAUAUGUUGGCAUACCAGAAUGCAUAAAACAGUAUGAAGAAGAAAAGUUUAAAAAGAAACAAAAAAGAGUUGAUCAAGAACUUAAUGGAAAACAAGAUGAACCGAAAAGUGAACAGUAAGUUUGGUGUCUAGUCCAAACAAGACUGAAGAAUGUGCUGAUGAAGCAGUGCUCUUUUUUGCAUUUAUAAUGCAUUUAUUGGCCCUGAUUUUUAUGUAACCUGUUACAAAAUUGACUCUUCCUUACUGGACUUUUGUAUAAGGGACUGUUCACUGCUGUAUUGGUUUGCAAAUCUCUUGAAUUUAGCUCCUUAUUAGCUAAUUAUAUUGUAAUCAUUUUGUAUUUUAUAUUGCUAAAUAGCAGAGAACCACACUUUAUAUAAAGCAGUUUUUGCAUUUGUUUGUUGAAUGAUGCAUCAUCUUCAGUAAACUAUUUAUAUGCCUAAAUGGUAAAGGAAAGAGAUAAUAUAUAUUUUUGUUUCUGAGCAAUAUUUUUUAAUGUAUACCUGUCUUGUGGAAGAAUAUGCAGGUAAAUAAGACCAUGAUUUGUAAAGUGCAUGUUUGAAUUUUUGUUUUUGUAAAUGGUUAGAUACAUUUCCUGGGUAACUUAAAAAACAGAGUUGCUCAUAAGGUGAGGGACAGUUAAACUGGUUCUCAUGAAUACCCAAAGGUCAUGUACAUAAUCUAAGUAGAUUAAGAUUAAUACUAUCCUAAGCUUUUUUUCCCCUCAUUUAUUACUGUUUCUUAAUUCAGAAGCACAGAUACAAAUGUAUUGCACACAUUUUCCUUUUUAAACUUUAAAGACAAGUCAAAAAGCCAUUUUUAGAACUACACAAUUUAAGAGGCUAAGAAGUGGGGUUUGUAUAUAUGUAUAUAUGGGAUGUUUUAUCUUCUGGCCAAAAGUCAGAACUUUAUAAAAAUUUUAGGUCUGUUCACUAAUGUGAAAUAAGCUUGUGUGUCCAGGGUAUCACUCUCCAGAACAUGUGAGUGCAGUGUAGUGUUCAGAGAAUGUCAUGAGUUACUGACUGUCACUAUUUUUCUGUAGAAAAUAGGGGCUGCUUUUUAACUGCUCUCAGUGUGGGCACUUUACCAAAAUACUUCUGUAUCGGUUACUGAAACUUGAUAGCAGAGGUUCAGGUGUUUGACCUUGUGGAAUCAUGUUGACAGUACUGUAAAUUUAAGUUAUUUUGUAAGUCUUAGAGCAUCAUUACAUUAUGCUGUUUUGGACAAUAUGGGAUAUAAGCAUAUAAACUUUUCAUUUAAUUUGUUAAGUACCUUGACUCUACAUUGAAAUACAUUGUACUGAGGUGCCCAAACAGAACGUAAUAACCCACAAAAUCAUCCUAAAACAACAGAUUGAUCUGAUAGUAUCAUCUGCUUUUGUGACUCAUACACAUGUGGAAAAAUUUUAAAUUUAUCCUCCAAAUUUAAGGGUACUACCACACCCCAGCCCUUCCUGUAAGGUAAUUUAUAAAAGAAUGUGCUAGAAUAGCAAAAUGAAGCAGAUGAGAGCUAAGCUUUUAGGAUUUAUUCUGCCCCAGACUGAACACACAUGUGGCUUUUACCAUUGCCAUUUUUCAUACAAAGUUUCUACUAAAAAAGAGCAUUUUCCUUUACUUUUUGUCCUCUUUGGUUAUAGACUUGGCAUGCUAAACUAAGUCCAGUUAUGGGAGAUGCUGGAGGAUUCCCAGGAUGAGGUGUUCCUCAGCAGUCUUCUGACUUAACUUGAAUCAGCAGCCACAGGCAGAUCCUAAACUGAUGUUAUUAUAUCAAAUAAAGCCAAAACCAUUAUUGCUUGCUCAAACCUUAGGGAAAGUUUGUGUUGAAAAAGCAAACUAACGGUAACAACUUAGGCAUUCCUUCUGAAUUUACCAUGCGAGAAUUAUGAAUAAAGGAUCAAUGAAUUUAAUUGUGAUUAGAGUCUAUAUUCAUAGAGCUCUUUAAGCAGUCUUUUCUCUAUACAUAUUUAUCCUGUUCAAAAUUUGCUGAACUUCUUACAUAGGUGGUUUUCCUCCACAUAAAGUACACAGUUCUUCAGGGUCAACAGUUUAUUGCAUUUAUUCACUUUUGCUUUUGCAAGCAUUGUCCCUAACUAUAGAUACAACUUGUUGCAAAAGUGGUGCAUGUUCCUAAAUAUUUUUUUAAAGUACAAAUAAUCUUUAAUCUGUUAGACAUGAAAAUUCAGAGGGAACAGUGGUAACACUUGGGAUAUAAUGAAAGGCAUGUGUUGUAAAUCAGUGGUUUAAAAGACACCUGCUCUACCCGACACCUUAAUGGAAUCUGGUAUAGGGACAUGCCCCCUAAUAAAUGUUUCAUAACUGUAAGGUUUAAGAUCAUAACUAAUAGGUUAGAGGAAAAGCAUUUAGGAAGUUUGUUAUUUGUAAUUUAUCACUAUGUGACAUUCCUCCCAUAGCAUUCAAUUUUAAUUUUCCUUUGCUGAUUGAAAUGAAAGUACAUAAAAUUGUAUUAUUUUAUCUGUCUCCUGGGGUCAUGGAUCUAACUUAACUGGUUUAAUUUUAUUUUUGCCACUAUAUUUUGUUAUACUUGGGCUCGAGUGUCUCUUUUUAAUCCAAAGUUUCUCAUACAUAUAAUUUACCUUUGUUCUGCUUGGUUAUAUUCCUAGUAGCACCAAGAAAAAUGCUACAUUGGCCUCCUACUUGAAGCUUAAUAUAAUAGCCUUUAACUCAGUUGAUGGCAUGGAGAGGGAUAGGAUCCUAAGGAGGGCCUAGUGGGGUAGUUUGAAAGGAAGAUAACAAGGAAGUAAGAGAAAGAACUUUAGAGUUUAGAGUGGCUGUUAUCUCAGGUGGCACUGAAUGUGUCCCUGUUAAGGGAAAUACCGUGUAUGGCAGCUCUUUGCCCCAUCUAACAGGCUUUCUUGCGUCCAACAGGAAAACCUGCAGUCUUCACAUAGAAUAUGUGAAAUAAGACUGGAGUGAAGAGUGCAAAGGCUGACAAUACCUCUAAAGAGAAUUUAUGUUUUCUCUGCUUUUUCUCUUCACACAGAAGCAAAUUUGAACAGAGAGGGUCAACAAUUACAGUGCUCAGAUUAAAGUUUAGGGCUAGAUUAUUUUUCAUAUUUUAUGAAACAUAAACAUUAACGUAGUCUUCCAAAAUGAAUAGCACUACUUGGUAACUGCACUGAAUACUGAAAUUUUCUGAUUGUAUAUCAGUAGCUAGAAUUUCUUCAACUACAACUUCAGAAUUUAAAAAAGUCAAGGAUCUGCUUUUUGAUAGAAACUUCUUGUAGAUGAUUAUAGUGUUACUAUUUGGCUGUUUUUAUGGGAGUGCUCAGGGAAUUUGGAAGUGUUUGAUUUAGUGCAGAAGUGGCUUUUUUAGAUUUCUUCAGUUGAGAGGUAAAUUAGCAUUAGGGUGUUAUUGGUUAGAACAGGCCAGUUUCUUGUUGAGAUCAGUAAAGGUGUGUAUAUAAGGUGACAGUAGCUUCAUUCUUUCCCUGUGUUAUAUGUGGAAAUGGCUAACAUUGCUCAGUCAGAAGGGAGAAGACAGGCUGAAAAUAGAAAUUUGCUAAUCCAUUCCAUCAUGUUUUCUUUCUUAUUUUUUUUUCAAAUAUUUAGAUAUUUAAGAAAUGGAUCACAAACCUCAAAAGGAAGGAAUAGAGGAGAGUUAAUUUGCUUAUUAGUUAGACCAACUAUUCUGUUAGAGUUUAUCCUUGUCACAGGGAACAGGAAUUGUGUGAUUGGAGUCACUGGGAGAAAGCCUGAAGAGUUUGGACUCGCCCAAGAAAGUCAGCUAGUAAGGGAAGUGGGAGAUUUUCUACUCAGUGUUCUAAUAGUACAGAAGAAUUACCUGGGGUCCUUUCACUCACCUCUACCAUUCAGAAUCUUUCACUCACCUCUACCGUUCAGAAUCGCAAGAUUCUGAAUGAAUAAGAAUCAGAUCAGUUUCUUUUGAAGUUCUAAAUGGUACUUGAAAAUAAGUAUUGUGUUGAACAUGAGGAGUGACACUAAAAUUUGAACAUAGCUGUUAUGUUGUUGCAACUGUAUAUGAUAGAUCUAUUUAAUUUUUUAUGUUUUGAGAAUUACUUUUAAGAAUGCUAUGAAAAGUUUGCAUAAAGCAACUUAAAAACCUGAUGAAAAUCAAGGGUUUAAUUAAGGUUUCAGAUCGAUAAAGAAUAAUGUUGAGCUGUUUGCUUCAUAUAGCUGUCUGAUUCUAUCUUGUAAGACCUUCUACAGGAGAUUAAAACAUUUACAUUUUGGAAUCUUUGUGCUUUCACAAUCAGUGUGGCUAAGGAGGAACUUGGAAAAUAAUACCAAUUAGCUAUUCCACUGCACUUUUUAUAUACGAGCUUUCUAAAGUUAUGUCCCAUAAACCAUUUAUUUACAUAAACCUAGCUAGCAAAUGUUGGAGGUGUGUUCAGGGCCACUGACUUGCACAGUCCAUAGGACACUAUUCACAUAGAACACAAUUCAGAGUGAGUUGGACACCUACACACUUGGAUACAGAUUUCAAAAAUUCAAGUAUCUUUUUUAAUAUAAGUUCACAUGCUGCCAUUAAGACAGAGUGUGCUGUGAUCAUUUCACUGCUAUUCAGUUGAUGUUGCCUGGCCUGGUGCUGUCAUUUUACAGUGUGAGAAAUUCAGUUCUGAUGAUUGUGCAAGAUGUUGAUGUGAUCCCUGUAAGAAAUAAUAGGGUUGGUCGUGAUUUACUAAGGAGAUGUAAUAUUUUAUUUUCCUUUGACUUGUUAGGAAUAUGGUAACUUUGUGUCCUGAUUUGUUGCACAUCAUAUUUUUGCAACAUUAAUGAAUUUAAAUAAAUUAAUUGGAAAGUU